This is a messenger RNA of Aspergillus heteromorphus CBS 117.55, 2580 nucleotides long. RefSeq lists its product as uncharacterized. The transcript is spliced from 5 exons. Gene Ontology annotation, molecular function: mRNA binding. Bases 151 to 2442 code for a protein of 763 amino acids. The record is from RefSeq and is a predicted model, not a curated record. NCBI's taxonomy places the organism in Eukaryota, Fungi, Ascomycota, Eurotiomycetes, Eurotiales, Aspergillaceae. Gene Ontology annotation, biological process: mRNA processing. Gene Ontology annotation, cellular component: spliceosomal complex.
CUCACCUUUCACGGAGGGCUUUUUCAGCGGAGGUGUCUCGCUCUUGCUUGCUACCCGCGUCGUUGAUUCCCCUCUUUCUUCCCAACCACAUCGAUACCUCUGAUUUUUCCGGAGCCCUCAGGCUUUGCCCGGAGCUGCGAAUUUGUCGCAAUGUACAAUCCUUACCAACCCCCUGGCCUCUAUGGCAGGCCCCCGGAGUAUGGAAGUUAUCCGGGAGCACCUCCAGGCAUGGCUCCUCCCCCCGGGAUGGUCGCCCCUGGAACCACUCCGCCCCCCGGCAUGCAGCCGGCGAACGCUCAACAGCCUGGUCGACCUGGCGGCUUCCCUGCGAACUUCCAACCCCCUGCGAACAUGCCGAACAUCAACUUCUCCGCCCCCGUCAUUCGCCUCGGAACCUCGGGUCCCGCGAAGUCGGCUACCCCGGACAUGAACAAGGAGCGUGGAAGCGAGGGUCCUGGAAGGCGGGCCGGUCUGGGAUCGAACAUAGAAUCCCAGCGCCAGAAUGUGCGCGAGGCGAUGAUGCAGCUGCAGCCUCCUACGCGGGAUGAGAUCGUCAGGACGCUCUUUGUGGGUGGAAUCACAGAGGGACUGGGUGGCGAUGACGGCGUGGAGAGGAUUCUGCGCUCUGCGGGACAUCUCCGACGUUGGAUCCGCGCCACGGAUGCGGACGAGAAGCCGUGCAAGUUUGGGUUUGCAGAGUACGAGGACCCCGAAAGUCUAGGUACUGCGGUUGAAGUACUAAAGGACGUGCAAGUGCCUGUGAAGAGACAGACGCCGUCCGAGGGGGAUGCCAAGGAAGAGACCGAGGCGGAGAAGAGCACAUUACUGGUUAUUGUCGAUGAAAGCUCUCUGAAGUACUUGGAGCAGUUCGAAGCCAGCAAAGGUGAACAAGACCCUGCCGAGCGUCAAUCACGGAUAGAGGCUGCGCGCAGUACUCUUUCUGCUGUCCUGUCUGACUUGUUCCAUCCAUCCUCACCUACCCAGAAGGAAGAUGCGUCGGCGAUUGACCGCGAGGGCGAUAUCUCGAUGGCGGACGCGGAUGGCCAGAACGACGGGUCGGCGGAGGUUGUCACCAUCCCUAUCACAGUGGAGGAUGAGCUCUCCGACAUCCCCCCCGAGAUGAGAGAAACCGUCGCGAAGGAGAUCUCCGCCUUCCGUGAACGCAGCAACCGUCGGGAUAUUGAGCGUCUGAAGCGGGAAGAAGAGAUCGAGUCCAUGGAGAGAGCACGGAAUGCCGGCUCGCGCAUGAACCGACUGGCCUCCCCUCCCCCGUCCGCGCCCAGUGGACCUGCUGCUGGUGCCAACGGGGUUCCCCUUGGCCCUCGGGAUCGCAACAUGUCGAAUGCGCCUUCGGGACCCAAGGGCUUCGGCGUACAGGUUCCUAAGGACUACCAAAAGGGCGUCUCUUUCGUCAACGGGGGCUCUAUGAACGGAGCCACUACGGCUUACUUUGACCGCGAGGAGGACGAGUCGGAUGCUAGCGAUGAGGAGCUGGAGCGUCGCCGCCAGGAGAAGAGGGAUGCCGACCUGGAAAAGCAAUUCCUGGAUCAAGAACGGCGCUGGCUGAACCGCGAACGAAGCCGAACCGCUGCCUUGGAGCGUGAAAAGAAGAGAGACAAGGAAGAGGAGGCCAGGGUGCAGGAAGUGCAGGAGGAGAUGGACAAGCGGUACCGAGAGUGGAACGACGACACCGAGGCCAGUCGCAAGAUCGACGACUACUAUGCCGAUCGGGGUGCAUGGCUCCGCAGCCGGGCAGCUUUCCGGUCCCGGGAGGUCAGCAUGGACGAGGCGGAUCGUGCGGCGGAAGAGCGCGAACGGGCCCGGACCGCCCAGCAACGGGAGCAAGCCCGCGGCAUGGCCGACGACUUCCUUGCUCGGCAGGCGGAGGAGCUGGAGACUCGCAAGGAGGCCCCUCGGGAGCCCCAGCGCUUCAAGCUCUCCCUUGGUGCUGCGGCGCAGAAGGCUCACGCUGCCACGACCCGUCGGACCGUUGCGGAAGUGGAAGGCUUGCUCGAGGACGAGGAGGAACCCGAAGCCACCGCCCGGAGACCCCUUAUCCCGAUCAAGUUCGACAGUGCCGCCGAAGCCGCCGGCCUCACCGAGGAAGAGCGGGCGCAAGCCGCCCGUCAGCUGGCCGCAGAGAUCCCCGCGGACAAGGAGGGACUCUGGAACUGGGCGGUCAAGUGGGAGUUUGUCGACGAGACUGUGGUCAGCGAGCAGCUCAAGCCGUUUGUGGAGAAGAAGAUCGUGGAGUACCUGGGUGUCCAGGAGCAGAUGCUGGUGGAUGUGGUGGAAGAACAUGUGCGCAAGCACGGUCAACCACAGGAACUUGUGGAGCAGCUGGAGGAGGCACUGGACGAGGAGGCCGAGGUUUUGGUCCGCAAGCUGUGGCGGAUGAUCAUCUUCUUCUCGGAGAGCGAGAAGAGAGGCCUCUCUGGCUGAGGGAAGGCUGUUUGUUCAUAGGGCUCCGAGCCGUGGGGAAAUUCCUGGGGUUGGCAGCAAUGCAGUUGCUGUCUCUAUGGCAUUGCGUUCUGGGGAUCUCUGUACCUACUAUGCAAGCGAACAAUGAUUUGAAUCUGA